CGUGAGCUUGUUUGUGCUGAUUGGUAGACUACGAGAAUCUUGCAAGAGACCAUUGGUCUGGAGUUGAUGUUUGAAUCUCAACUGGGGCGGGACAAAUAAUACAGUGCAAAUUGUAAAAAUAUGAUGUUACGUUUUGUCUGGUUCUUUAUUUGUGGAUAUGCCAAUGUGGAUAUUUAAAGAGAAAAAUACGGCUUUAUAAUAAUAAGAAUUUUAUUUCCUGGUAUUUUUGAUUUGCAGAAAUUCAAAGUGUGUACUGGUACAGGCGAGGAAGCGGCGUGCUGAAGCUCCACGCACCGGCUUUCCCUGCAGUUAGUUGCUGAUCGCGCCUUUGAGUGUGGACGAUGGCUGGAUUUGUGAAGAAAGGUGUACUUUUAGAUAUCAGUCCAACUGAACGUUCCCUGCUGAACGCUGGUGCCAGUGUUAGACAAGCUGGCAUAGACAAACAAUGUCAUCCAGUUCUCUCACUAACUCACUUUUGUCGACCCCCUUUUGUGAGUUUUGACUCUGUUAGGGUUGGAACUUCCAGGUCUGGGAUUCUAUUUAUUGAAAAUCCUAGUGAACAUCUGGCGGAGGUCUUUUUGGACAAAUUCCCAUCUGCAAAAGGAUUUUCCGUGGAUCAGAGACAUUUUGUUUUGCAGCCUGCAGAGAGAGUUCCUAUUUCUAUAACAUGGACUCCAGUGGAAGAAGGAGGAGUGAGAGAACUGAUUACUUUUGCUGUUAAUGGCAGUGUAAAAGUUCAAGCAGUUUUGCUGGGUAAGGCAGAGCAACCUCAAAAGAAAAAGAAAAAUAUAGUGGGAGUCAGAACACGGAAGAUUUCAAAAGGUCCAGUUUAUUUAAAAACAAGAAAGAAUGAAUUUCAUUUAAAUGCUGUGAAUAGUACUUUCGAUGUUUCUAUUAAUAUGAAGAGCAGCACAGGAAGAAGAGUUAGAAGUCCACUUCAGUCUUGUGAAAACGUAUCCAUAAAGGAAGGGAACACCUUGACUGCCCAUAAUUCAAAAUAUGAUCCAAGUGACAGAGUACCAAUACUAUCAGUCAGUCCAUUACAGAAACAAGUUUGUGAUGAGACAAGCACACCUCAGUCUCUCUGGAGGUAUAAAAUGUGCUCUGUUUUUACAAGUACUGAAACUAAGGCAUUACAUGGAUUGAAGUCUAAUCUUAACUUUACCGUUGACUUGCAACAAAAACAAGUGGCAUCAACUAUAAAAAAUGAGGGGUCAACUGAACAAUGCAUAAUUGAGGAGAAUGAAAUUUAUGAACCUACUAAAAAGUCCACUCUAUUAAUGAAUCACACACUUUCACCUAUAGGUACUCCAGAUUCCCAGAUCUCUUCCUAUACUCCACUUAGCCAAAGAAGAAUCUUGAGCCCUGAUUCUUUCCUGAAUGACAGUUAUGUGCCAGAUGGCGAGACAGAUUUAGCAGUACCUGUUACUGUUUUGUCACCUGAUCAGUUUCUUAAAGACACCUUGGUAACUGUACAGCCUGCAUCAUUACAUUGUUCUAAACAGUCUGAUAUUCUGUCCAAGUCUUCUACUGCAAGCACAUCUGUGUCUGAUGAAUCUUCAUCCAAAAGUCAUCUUAAAUUUGGUGUUGAAAACUCUGAAAUCAACAGACCUCCACUUAUUCUCUCCAAAUCUUCUACUGCAGGCAUGUCUGUGUUUGACGUACCUUUAGCCGAAAGACACAAUAAAUUUGGUGUUGAAGACUCAGUUUGCUUAAAGUCUGAAUCAAACAGACCUCCAGUUAUUCAUGUGGAAAAGGCUGAGCGAUUGAGUUCCAGGUUAACUUAUUUUGAAAAAUCAGAUUUACCUUUACAAGGUCUUAAGGGUUCCAAAGAACUUCUCAUUCUGAAAAAUACUGAAAAGCAGAGGAAACGGCCAGUGCUAUCUGCUACAGUUGUUAAAAACAAGGCUGUCAAAAACAAUGCGUGCCCUGAUAUGGAAAGCAAAACAGAAACAAAGACUAAGCCAAGUUCUAGGAAAUGUCUUAACCUGAUGAAUACUGAUAACACUGAAAAGAAUGCGGUGUAUAAUAAACUGCCGGAGUGUCAUUUCCAGGGACUGCCUAUAAUUGAAUCUAGUGUAAGCUCUAAUGAUACGCAAAGUUCUUCAGAUAUAAUUUCUAAUCUGUGUCAAAAAAAUGUAUUCCGUAGCAGAAAGAGAAAAAGUGGAGAGCAUGCUUUACAUGAAAGUGCUAGUUGUAAAAUUAUGAAAGAGAAUAAAAAUAAAGUGACUUCUAUGGAAUUAAAGUCAUCUGCUUCUGCAAGAUCUGUUUCCUUACCACUGCAUGCUAUGGACAACUCCUCUAGAAAACAAAGAAAUGGCAGAUGUACCUUGGCUUCAGCUCCUUUAGCAAAAUCACAGAUGCCAAAGACAAGAAAGAUAGAAUCCCGUAUUCGUAAAGUGCCUACUAAUACACCAAUGAAAAGUUCAAAAGCAGUUGCAGGAGUUGCUCAGUCAAAACUUACCUUUGUAAAGCCAGUUAAAACAGUCAUCCCUAGACAUCCUAUGCCAUUCGCUGCUAAAAACAUGUUUUAUGAUGAGCGUUGGAAGGAAAAGCAAGAAAAAGGAUUUACUUGGUGGCUCAACUUUAUCCUAACGCCCGAGGAAUUUACAGUUGAUACAAACUCUUCUAAAGCUGUAGCAGCAGCCUUAAUUCUGGGCUCUGAGAAUCUGCAUAAAGUUAGUGUCGCCAAAGCACCAACCAAAGAAGAAGUGUCAUUAAGAGCCUAUACUGCAAAAUGCCGCCUAAAUCGUCUUAGAAGAGCUGCUUGCCGCCUUUUUACAUCUGAAUCUAUGGUUAAAGCUAUUCGAAGGCUGGAGAUUGAGAUUGAUGCUAGACGUUUGCUGGUUCGAAAAGACAGACAUCUCUGGAAAGAUAUAGGUGAACGUGAGAAGGUCCUGAAUUGGUUAUUGUCAUACAACCCCCUGUGGUUACGCAUAGGUUUAGAGACAGUCUAUGGUGAGUUAAUCUCCUUGGAGAAUAAUAGCGAUGUUGUGGGACUUGUUGUGUUUAUUCUCAAUCGGUUAUUAUGGAACCCUGACUUGGCAGCUGAAUACAGACACCCUUCAGUGCCUCACCUAUAUCGAGAAGGUCAUGAAACGGCGCUGUCACGUUUUACGCUAAAGAAGCUAAUUCUGCUAGUUUGCUUUCUUGAUCUUUCCAAACGCUCAAGACUUAUAGACCACGAUCCCUGUUUAUUUUGUAAAGAUGCAGUCUUCAAGGCAAGCAAGGAUAUUUUGUUGGCAUUCUCGAGAGAUUUCCUGAGUGGUGAAGGUGACCUUUCUCGCCACCUUAGCUUGCUGGGCCUGCCUGUAAGUCAUGUUCAGACCCCACGUGAUGAGUUUGACUUUGCCGUAACUAAUCUAGCAGUCGAUCUUCGUUGUGGUAUUCGCCUUGUGCGAACACUGGAACUUUUAACACAGAAUUGGAAUCUGUCCAAGAAAGUAAGGGUUCCUGCUGUAAGUCGUCUUCAGAAGAUGCAUAAUGUGGAUGUGGCUCUAAAUGUCCUGAAAGAACAUAACAUUUCACUUACAGAUGACUAUGGUCACAGAAUUGAUUGCAAAGAUAUAGUUGAUGGCUACAGAGAACGGACAUUGGCACUACUUUGGAGACUUGUCUUUGCUUUUCAGGUGGAGAUCCUGCUCAAUGUAGAUCAGCUGAAAGAAGAAAUAGAUUUUUUGACUCGUACAUUGCGUGUACAACAGAAGCUGGCUAGCUUGGCUUCCGACAGCCAUCCGGUAUUGAAAGAAAGACGAGAGUCAAGUAAUGUGCUGCUGUGUGACCAGAGCUCACGUGUGAAACUCCUAAUGGAAUGGGUUAAUGCUGUUUUGGCCUUUUACAACACUAGGGUCGAAAAUUUUACUGUGCCCUUUUCAGAUGGGAGAGUCUUUUGUUACCUUAUUCAUCAUUAUCAGCCUUCCUACCUGGGUUUUGAAGAUAUUCACCAACGAACCACUCAGACAGUUGAGUGUAAUCAUCGUGGCUCAGUGGGUUUGAACUCAAGUGCAUCAGAUAGUUCUUUGGACACCUGGCUGGAGUUUGACCAAACGGUCACAACUUCUGCACUUUAUAAGGAACUUCUUGAAAAUGAGAAACACAAUUUUGAAAUUGUGAGCACAGCAGUUGCUGAACUUGGUGGUGUACCAGCUAUGGUUCAUCAUGCUGAGAUGUCCAAUACUAUUCCAGAUGAGAAGGUUGUAGUGGUUUUCCUGACAUUUUUGUGUGCUCGACUUUUGGAUCUUCGCAAAGAGGCCAGAGCUGCCAGAGUUAUUCAGGCUGCUUGGAGGAAAUAUUUGUUAAAAAAGGAACUGCGUCUUAAGAUGGUUAAAGAUCGUGCUGCUAAAGUAAUUCAGGCAAUUAUUAGAAAAUUUCUUCUUCGAAGGCAACAAGAGAGACUAGUUGCUGCAACUGUUUUGAUUCAGGCAGUGUGGAGAGCGUAUCUGGCAAGAAAAGAGUUGCAAGAGCUAAAAUCUAAGAAGUUGAAAUAUAUUGCAAAUAAUGCAGCAAUAGUCAUUCAGGCUUGGUGGAGAAGACAUUUGGCAAGAAAGAAGUUCCAGCAAGUCAGACACUACACUGUGCUUAUGCAAGCUCACAUUAGAAGGAAAAUUGCUUGCUCUGCUUACAAACGUAUCUACUGGGCAACAGUUAUUAUUCAGAGAUAUGUACGAGCCUGGAUUAAGGCUAAAGCAGAUCGUAGAACUUUCUUAACUUUAAAGACCGCAGCCUGUGUGAUCCAAUAUAUGUUCAGAAGAUGGAAGAAGCAUAAACUACAGAUGCAAACUAAAGCUGCAGUUGUGCUACAGUCAAGUUUCCGGAAAUGGCAGGCACGAAAGAUGCGUUUUAGGUCUGCUGUUGUUAUUCAGUCUUGGUACAAAAUGCACAGGGGAAGGCAACAGUACUUGCAUAUCAGAAACAGCAUUUUACGAUUACAGUCUUGGUAUCGAGGGUGCAGAGCAGGACAACAACAAAGAGCUGAAUUUAUUGAAAUGAAAGCAGCUGCUGUUACCCUCCAGGCAGCUUAUCAUGGAUAUGUGGCCCGUAAAAUGAUUCACAGGUGGAAUGAUGCUGCACAUGUAAUACAGUCUACUUAUAGAAUGUUUAGGUGUCGUAAACGAUUUAAACUAUUGAAGUGUGCUGCUCUAGUAGUACAGCGGCACUUCAGAAACAGGCUUGUUAGAAAGCAGCAGUGCUACUCUUUUGAGCUUUGUUCAGUGGCUCUGAGUAGUCCAUCUGUUUGUAAGGGUAGAUAUGUGAGAAGCGCUGCAAUUACACAACAUCAAGCUGCAGUUGUCAUACAGUCUUAUUAUCGAAUGUAUGCCGCACAAAAAAAGCUCAGAUUGAAGAGAUCAGCUGCUUUGGUAAUACAGAGGCAAUUUAGGGCAAUUUGCAAAGGAAGAGCAUAUCGAUUUUAUUAUUUACAAGCGAGAAGAGCUGCUGUAACCUUACAGAGAGCAUACAGAAGAUGGAAGUAUAAAAAAUUCAUGCAAAGGCUUUACAAAUCUGCUACUGUAGUUCAAGCAGUGUUUAAAUGCUACAUACUUCAUAAGAGAUUCAAGAAACUUAAAGCUGCAAGUGCUCAAAUUCAGAGAUGGUAUCGUAGAGUUUCGCUGUACAAGAAUGAGCGAUAUCAUUACCUCCUGCUGCGCAGCUCUGUAGUAAAAAUUCAGGCCACUUAUAGGGGUAUAAAAGUGAGAAAAGAGAUGCAGAAAAUGCACAAGGCAGCUACUGUGAUUCAGACCAUGUUCAGAAUGCAUAAAUCGCAUGCUUCAUUUCAAGCCCUGAAAGCAGCAGUGGUCAUCAUACAGAGCCAUUAUAGAGCUUACCGUAGAAGAAGGGAAGAUCAGCAGAAAUAUUUAACAACAUACAAGGCAGUAGUUGUUGUUCAGUCACUUUACAGAGGUAUGAAGGUUCGGCAGCAGUUAAACACAAUGCACAAAGCAGCAACAACAAUACAGUCCUUCUAUCGAAUGCAUAAACAGCGGAGUCAUUUCAGGAAACUUCACUGGGCAGCUGUUGUUAUGCAGCAACGUUACAGGGCACGCCAGUCAAGGAAUAUUCAAGUAGAAGAAUACAGGAAAUUGAAAAAGGCAGCUGUUUGUAUUCAGUCUACGUUCCGAAAUAUGAAGACAAGAAGGCAGUUUCAAACAAUGCACAAAGCAGCUACUGUACUUCAAAGUAACUUUAAAGCUUGUGUUAAAAGAAGAUAUUAUAUUCAUCUUAAGGCAGCUGCUAUUACUGUUCAGCAGUGUUAUCGAGCAAGACUGGUAGCAAAAAAACAAAGGCAAGAAUAUUUGCAUGUUCGGAAGGCUGUCACUGCUAUACAAGCUGCAUACAGAGGUAUGAAGGUGAGGCAGCAGAUCCAGCAGAGAGACGAGGCUGCUACCAUUAUUCAGACCUUGUACAGGAUGCACAGGGUACACAUUUCAUUUUGCACACUGAAUUCAGCAGCAAUCAUUAUACAGAGACAUUACAAAGCUUACCGUAAAGGUAAGGAGGAACGGCAGAUGUAUGUGACAGUACGCAAGUCAGCUGUUAUCAUUCAGGCAUUUUACAGAGGUGUGAAAGUACGGCAGCACUUAAGAAUGAUGCAAAAAGCAGCAACAGUCAUACAGUGUUAUUAUCGAAUGCACAGGCAGCAUAGCCAUUUCAGGAAAUUGUGCUGGGCAGCAAUAGUUGUGCAACAACGAUAUAGAUCCCUUAAGACAGAGUAUGUCCAUUUACAAGACUACAGCAGAAUGAAAAAGUCAGCCAUAUGUAUUCAGUCUACAUUUCAUGGCAUGAAAACAAGAAGGCAGCUUAAAACAAUGCAUAAGGCUGCUACUGUAAUUCAGAGCAACUUUAAAGCAUAUGCUGAAAGAAGGCGCUAUUGCUGUCUUAGAACAGCUGCUGUUACUAUCCAGAGAAGGUAUCGAGCAGCAGUUCACACAAAGCAGCAACGUGAAGAUGAUCUCUCUAUGCAGAAGGCUGCCAUCAUUUUAGAAGCAGGGUAUAGAGGUAUGAAAGUGAGGCGACAGUUCAAACAUUUGCACCAAGCAGCUACUGUAAUUCAGGCAGCAUUUAGGAUGCGUAGACUUCGUAUACCAUUCCUUGCAAUGAAGGCAGCAGCAAUCAUUAUACAGAAGUACUACAGAGCUUACCAUAAAGGUAAGGAGGAGCAACAGCAGUAUUUAAGAAUAUACACAUCAGCUGUUGUAAUUCAGUCCUUUUAUAGAGGUAUGAAAGUACGAAAGCAAUUAAAAAUAAUGCACAAAGCUGCAACAGUGUUGCAAUCACAUUACCGAAUGUACAGAGAACAGAAGUACAAGAAAUUCUGUUACUCAGCAUUACUAAUACAACAAAGGUAUAGAGCCCUUAAAGCUGGUAAAGUACAGUUACAGGAAUACCACAAAAUGAAGAAGGCAGCCAUCUGCAUCCAGUCAGCAUUCCGUAGUAUGAAGGUAAGAAGGCACCUUCAUGAAAUGCAUAAAGCUGCUAGUGUACUUCAGAGUAACUUUAGAGCGUAUGCUCAAAGGAAAAACUAUUGUUGCCUUAAAUCAGCUGCUGUUACUGUUCAACGCUGGUAUCGAGCAGCAGUUCUUGGAAAACGAGAGCAUCAAGUGUAUUUGUGUUUUCGGAGAGCUGUCAUUACUUUGCAAGCUGCUUACAGAGGUUGGAAAGUGAGGAGUGAAAUUAAACAGUGGCAGAAGGCUGCCACUGUAAUUCAGGCAACUUUCAAGAUGCACCAGUACCAUACCACAUUCCUUGCCUUGAAAACAGCAACAGUCAUUAUACAAAGACAUUUCAGAGAUUAUUAUAAAGCUAAAAUAGAACGAGAAAACUAUGUCUUGGUGCAGAAGUCAGCAGUCAUCAUUCAGGCCUAUUACAGAGGUAUGAAGGUUCGACAGCAACUGAGAAAAAUGCACAAAGCAGCAACAUUGAUACAGUCCGUGUACCGAAUGAAUAGACAAAGCAGUUAUUUCCAAAAACUCCGAUGGGCAGCUGUAGUUUUGCAGCAACGACAUAGAGCCCUUGUUCUGAGGAAUAACGUAAAGGAGUAUAGAAGAAUGAGAAACGCAGUCAGCUCUAUUCAGUCUGCAUUCCACAGCAUGAAGAAAAGAAAGCAGCUUGAAGCAAUUCAUGCUGCUACUGUAAUUCAGAGUGCCUUUAAAGCAUAUGCUGUAAGGAGGAAAUACUUUCAUCUUAAGGCAUGUACUAUUGCUAUUCAGCAGUGGUAUAGAGUGACGGUACUAGCUAAACAACAACGACAAGAAUAUGUUCGUGUUCAGAAAGCUGCUAUUACUCUACAGGCUGCAUACAGAGGUAUGAAAGCAAGGCAGCAGAUCCAGGAGAGCCACUAUGCAGCAGCUAAGAUUCAGGCAACAUUUAGGAUGAGUAGAUUGUAUGUUUCAUUUCAGACAAUGAAAGCAGCAGCAGUUGUUAUACAGGUUCACUUCAGAGCUUAUGUGUGUGGCAGAAGCGAUAGAGAAAAAUACCUAAAACUGAGAAAUAGUGCCAUUUUUCUUCAGGCUGCUUACAGAGGAAUGAAAGCCAGAUGUGAGCUGCAGGAGAUGCAGAAUGCAGCUACAAAAAUCCAAGCACACUAUAGAAUGCACAGGUGUAGCUUCUAUUACAAAAGACUUUGCUGGGCUGCUAGAGUUAUACAAGAAAGUUACAGAGCAUGUAAAGCCAGAGAAACUGCAUCAUGGGAUUAUGCAUGCUUGAAGAAAGCUGCUGUUGUCAUUCAGUCUGCCUUCAGAGGUAUGAAGGCAAGGAAAAAAGUUAAGGAAUUGCGCCAGGCUGCUACAGUUAUUCAAAGGGCAUUCAAAACUUAUACAGAAAGGAAGAAAUACCUUGGACUAAGAGCAGCUGUUAUUUCCCUUCAGACACAAUAUUGGACAGUAGUUUUAGGAGGAAUGCAACAUCAGAAAUAUCUUUCCAUAUGUAAGGCAGCAGUUGCCAUUCAGGCUGCAUAUCGAGGAUUCAGAGUUAGGAAGAAAGUUAAGCAAAUGCAUAUGUCUGCCACGUGUAUCCAGGCAGCGUUUAGAAUGCAUAAGGUGAGAAAAGAAUACCAGUCAAUAAAAUGGUCUGCAGUGAUUAUUCAAAGGAGGUACAGGGCUCAUGUCAGUGGAAAAGUUCAGCACCAGAAAUAUUUAGCUAUAUAUAAAGCAACUGUUCUUAUUCAGUCAAGGUGGAGAGGCUUGCAAGUUCAACAGCAGCUUAAAGUAAUGCACUGGGCUGCAACAGUGAUACAGUCUCACUAUCGAAUGCACAGACAGCGCACCCACUAUAUGAUGUUGUGCAGGGCAACUAAAAUGACACAACAAAUGUUCAGAGCACGGAGCCUCAGAGAUGCUGAAGUAUGGCAUUACAACAGAUUGAAAAAAGCUGCUGUCUGCAUUCAGUCUGCUUUCCGUGCCAAAAAGGCAAGACAGUUAAUGUGCAGAACUCUGGCUGCACAACGCAUCCAGUCAUUCUUACUAAUGUCUAUAGACAGGAAACAUUUUCUUCGGAAAAAAGCUGCUGCAAUUGUACUUCAGUCCAUGUUUCGUGGAUAUAGAGAGAGAGUGAAUUUCAAGUUAAUGCAGUAUGCAGCAGUUGUAAUUCAGCGGCAGUAUAGAGCAUGGAAGUUGAUGAAUUCUGAAAAAACAAGAUAUCAGACAGUUAAGCAAGCAGCUGUCAUUAUUCAGUCUGCAUUCAGAGGAAUGGCUGCUAGAAAUAUGGUCAAACGCAAAGUUGCUGCUGUUAGGAUUCUUGCAUUUCUUCGUAUGGCUGUGUGUCGAAGAAAAUUUCUUCAACUUAGAUCAGCAGCGGUUUUGUUACAGGCUCAGUAUCGUGCACAUUGUGCCAGAAAAUUAUACCUAAGAAUUAAGUGUGCAGUUCUGACAUUACAGAAAUAUUACAGAGCUUGUGCUAGCAUGAAAAAACAGAGAAUGAUUUACCUGAAAACACGGGCAUCCAUCAUUUUCCUUCAGUCAAGAAUCAGAGGAUUUGUUCAGAGCAGGAGAUUUCAGACACUUAAAAAGAGUACAGUUGCAAUUCAGAAAUAUUUCCGGGGAUUUAUUCAGAGGAGAAAGUUCCUUCAUUACAAAAAUUCUGCCAUAGUAAUACAACAGUAUUACAGAGCACAUUGUCUGAGAAAAACUGAGCAGCAGAAGUAUUUGGAUCAAAAAAAUGCAGCUCGAUUAAUCCAGGGUGCCUAUCGGAGAUUCACUGGCAGGCAAACAGUAAAACGUGUGCAAGCUGCUUGUAGAAUCCAGGCCUGUUUUAGAGGCUAUAAAAUUCGAAGGGAAUUGAGAGACAUGAAGAAAGCGGCAGUUACAAUUUGUGGUUUUCUUCAAGCAAGAAUCCAGAGAGCAAGAUUUUUGAAGAUUCGCACUUCAGUAGUUGUCAUACAAAAACGUUGGAGAGAGAUCAUUCUAACACGGAAAAUACGAGAAGAAUUCCUGACUGCCAGAGCAUCUGCUAUCAAAAUCCAGGCAACAUUCAGGGGAUUCAAGGCUCGAAGGCAACUAGCUAAGGAAAACCAUGCAGCCACUUUGAUUAAGGCAACAUACAAAGGAUUCAAGCAAAGGGCAUUAUUCCUUAAGCAAAGAAGUGCUGUAUUAAUAAUGCAGAAGUAUGUGUGCGCCUGGCAGAAAGGAAAGGCUGAGAGAAUAACAUAUAAGAGAACCAAAAAAGCUGUUAUUACAAUUCAGGCCUUUGUUCGUUCCUGGCUGGUCAGAAAAAAAAUUGCUGAUCAAAGGCAAGCUGACAGGAGGCUUCACUUUACAGCUGCAGCUUAUCAUCAUCUAUGUGCUGUUCGCAUCCAAAGGACAUACAGAGCUUACAGUACACUGAAACGAGCAAGAAGUCAGAUGCAUUCCAUAAUUUUCAUACAGAGAUUGUUCAGGGCCGGGCUACAGCAGAGAAGAUUUCAGCAGGAGAGACUUUGUAUUGUAAGAUUACAACGAAGACUGAGAGCAUUCCUGGCUCGUCGGAAUAAAGCGGCUACUACAAUUCAAAGCGCUGUACGCCAAUUCUUAUUCAGGAAACAACAAAGAAAAGUGCAGAAUGGUGUUAUGAAGAUCCAGGCUCUUUGGAAAGGCUAUUGUUGGCGAAAGUACAAUGACACAAAUAAAAUAAUUGCUGUACGUCACAGGCUAGAACAAGCUAAUAGAGAAAGCAAAGAGGAAAACAAACUCUUCAACAGAACUGUUCUUGCCUUGGAUUACCUUCUGAAGUACAGUGAUUUAGCUUACAUUCUUGCAGCAUUAAAACAUUUAGAGGUUGCAACCAGACUGUCUUCGGUUUGCUGUGAAUAUCUUGUGCAGAGUGGAGCGAUUAUAAAUAUUUUUAUUUUGAUCAGAAGUUGUAACCGCAGUGUUCCAUGCAUGGAAAUCAUUAAAUAUGCAAUUCAGGUCCUGCUUAAUCUUUCAAAGUAUGAAAAAACUACUGAAGCUGUUUAUGAUACUGAACAUUCUGUUGAAACACUACUAGACCUGAUGCAGAUUUACAGAGAAAAGGCUGGUGACAAACUUGCAGACAAGGGAGGAAGCAUUUUUACAAAAGUCUGCUGUUUGGUAGCUCUUCUUCUGCAAAACAGGCACAGAGCUUUGGAGAUUCGAAAUAUGCCAGAAGCAAGAGCACGCAUUUGCAGCAUAUAUAGGCUUACAGCUCGUAAACAUAAGAUGGAUGCUGCAAGAGCUGUUACCAAAUGGAAAAUGAGCAGCUCACUGAAUUCAAGUACAUACAUGCCAUCUACUCCAGUUAGAACUAAAAUGGUUUCCAGAAUUCAACCAGAUUGGGUUUUAAGGAAAGAUAAUAUGAAGGAGGUAGUGGAUCCUCUUCAAGCAAUUCAGAUGGUUGUUGAUACACUUGGUUUGUCUCCUGUUAUGUAAAUAGUGCAAACAUAUCUAAAUGUAAAAAUGUACAGAAAAUAUCCAUAAAUGUAAAUGAAUGUAAUAUAGUUUGCACCUUGUUUUGUUACUUUUUAUCCAGGCAAUUCAUUUUGUAUAAAAUAUUCACCCACAAUUAACAGUCAUUGUAAGGAAGGACACGUAUUGUGUUUUGUAUAUGGUUUUAUAUUAAUUUAAACAAUGGGCAGCUGUGCAGAGUUACCUGACUUUGUCUGUUAUAAUUUAAUCCAGAAACGUGAACCCAUCUCAUUUAAGGAUCCUCCUGAUUUCUGUUUCAAAUAAGUACUUUUAUAUGGAAUGUCCCAAAACAUUCAAAUUUUUUUGGGAAAUUAAGUUUUAUAUUUUAUGUAUGCCUUACUGUGUUGCACUGCUUUUAAUUAAAUCAGUUAUUGUGCUGCUUUA
This is a messenger RNA of Protopterus annectens (West African lungfish), 12275 nucleotides long. RefSeq names its product assembly factor for spindle microtubules (gene ASPM). Gene Ontology annotation, molecular function: protein binding. NCBI's taxonomy places the organism in Eukaryota, Metazoa, Chordata, Ceratodontiformes, Protopteridae. The transcript has 30 exons. The record is from RefSeq and is a predicted model, not a curated record. Bases 342 to 11855 code for a protein of 3837 amino acids.